UUAAUUGUUAAUGUACGCAGUGCUGGGUUUUGGGUAAAAGUAUUUUAUCACAUAAUUUUGCAAUUUUUUUUAACAGAUCUGAAUGUAUGAUUUUUUUUUUCAUAAACCUAUUUAGACCAACACCAUCGUUAGCCAUCACAUUAACACGACUUUAUUUUUAAAAAUAUGUUUAAGUUUUCUCUGAUAUACGAAUGCUACCCUGUGUUUUUCUACAUUUGUCCACUAGAUGUCACUAAAUCCCACAUAGUGCAAUUAAUCAAAAUGAGCUGACUGCUAGAGCCUAGAUGAUAUCGUGAUGUAUUAAAGAUUGAAGACGCACUAUUCUUCUCUCUCUCUCACACACACACACACACACACACACACCCUCAGGUGCAGGCUGCCAUCAAGAGGAAAGUGGAGAAGCAGAGAAAGCGAUCCAUCGAGCAAACAGUAGGAGGCGGAGGAGGAGACGGUGGUGGUGGUGGUGGUGGAGAUGUUCCAAGUGCUCCCCGUCAGCCUGCUCGCCGUCAGAAACCCAAGCGUCGUCCUCAGGUGAUGACAACGACCGAGUCAGAGGACAGAGCGUCGCUGGAGGAGAAGCUGGAGGAGAUGAUGGAGGGACGGCAGAGGAAAGAGGAGACGGAGAAGGAGGAGGAGGCAGAGCCGGUGGACCUGCUGCCCAUGGUGGACUCGAUGUUUGGACAGGACAGAGAUCUGAGGCCAGAGGAGCUGGACGAGCUCCGUGAAGCGUUUGUGGAAUUUGAUAAGAAUAAAAAAGGAUACAUCAGUCACAAGGACCUCGGGGAGUGUAUGAGGACCAUGGGAUACAUGCCCACAGAGAUGGAGCUCAUCGAGCUGAGCCAGCAGAUCUGUGGAGGUAAAGUGGACUUUGAAGACUUCGUGGAGCUGAUGGGACCAAAGAUGUUGGCAGAGACAGCUGACAUGAUCGGAGUCAAAGAACUGCGUGAUGCAUUCAAAGAGUUUGACUCUAACGGGGACGGACUGAUCAGUUUGGCUGAGUUGCGGGAAGCCAUGAAGAAACUGAUGGGGGAACAAGUGACCAACAAGGAGAUCAACGAGAUCCUGCGAGAUGUUGACCUGAAUGGAGAUGGACUGGUGGACUUUGAAGAGUUUGUGCGAAUGAUGUCCCGCUGACUGGUUGAGCUGAGCUCAUGACCUGGUGCACUUUUAGCAACAUGUUGCACAUGAAUUGACCCUCCUUUUUCUUCUGGUGUGAAGAAUUAGUAUCUAAUUAUAUUUUUGUAUAUUAAAUGUGAAAAUAAAAAUAAAUUAAAAAGAACAAUUUAAUGACCUAGUGGUGCAAAGCACAUCGAAAGUAUUAAAGCAGCCGUGAUACAUAUCAGACCGUUUCAUUGGCAAUGAAUGACGUAGUGUUUUUAACAAGUAUUUUUAUAUAUGAGUUUGGUUCCCUGAAGUGUAACACCAUGUUUGUAAACCUGUUACUUUUUAUUAAACAAAAAAUGUGCAAAAAGUGACGAUUGUGUUAAUAGUUCAUUCACACUGAUAACGCUGAGAAAACUGACAUGGACUCACAUGUCCAACAACACCAAAACACCAACAUCUGUCCCAAUGAAGUUAUAAAAUGCAGCAGGACUCACCAGCAGGACUAGCCGUCGAACACAUCUGCUGUCUGCCGGUUCCCUUGGUUCCAAACCAGUCAUAAUCCACGAGUUACUGUCAACUCCCUGCAGCUGCUGGAGUUCAGCUGCAGUAAAAUCCUCUUUAAGUCCCAUCAGUCUCGGCUUCAAUAUUGUAAUUAAAUUCCUCGAUAUCCAAAAAGAAAACAUUCCCGCAUGUCGCAGUGUAUGACAAAACGCCAGCACUUGGAGACACCGGCAUUGAUUGGUUAAUGUGACGUCAUC
This is a messenger RNA of Cynoglossus semilaevis (tongue sole), 1862 nucleotides long. RefSeq names its product calcium-binding protein 2-like. Lineage: Eukaryota; Metazoa; Chordata; Actinopteri; Pleuronectiformes; Cynoglossidae. Bases 535 to 1134 code for a protein of 199 amino acids. Gene Ontology annotation, molecular function: calcium ion binding; calcium channel regulator activity. Gene Ontology annotation, cellular component: cytoplasm. The record is from RefSeq and is a predicted model, not a curated record. The transcript is spliced from 6 exons.